AUGGACGAAGUCGAUGCUGCCAUACACAUCGAGCCGCUAUCUGACGCUAUCAAAGAACUGAAGGAGCAACUCAAUAUGUUCGUGAUGUCAUUCGAUGCUAAGAUGGAAGCUCUGGUGGACCUCGUUAGCCGUCAGAAUAAUACCAUCGACCAAAAAUUGGAUCUGAUCAUGGAAAAAGCCGCACUCAAGUUGCGUUUUCUGUUCUGUUGA
This is a messenger RNA of Haemonchus placei, 210 nucleotides long. The record is from the annotation of a GenBank genome assembly. NCBI's taxonomy places the organism in Eukaryota, Metazoa, Nematoda, Chromadorea, Rhabditida, Trichostrongylidae.